Lathyrus sativus (Indian pea) is the source of this 423-nucleotide messenger RNA. The record is from the annotation of a GenBank genome assembly. Lineage: Eukaryota; Viridiplantae; Streptophyta; Magnoliopsida; Fabales; Fabaceae.
AUGAGUGUUCCAGCAAACCCAAAGAAAACUGCUCCACCCCCAAUUGUUAAGUUGAACAAUGCCUUCAAACUGGCUGAGGUAUGGGUAAAGAGUAUGAGCGGAUCCGUGGAUGAUGAAUCAACAAAUGUUAAUACGGCGGGUAGACCUCAUAAGCUCGGUCUAGGUGCAAAAGUUCCUCGGCAAUCCAAUGUCGGGCUUUCAAAUGACCCUGUUGAAAGGAAACUGCACGCCAAAUUGGGUGCUGAUAAAAGAAAAGCAGCCAAUGUUGCCAAAGAGUCUAGUCCGUUUGUGAGUGAUGACGAAGACGACGAAGAUGAAAGCAGAACUAAUGCUUUUGCCAAGAGAAAGGCAGCAGUUCCUUUGACACCGCCUAUACUGGGAAAUAAGAAAAGGAAGCUGCACACUAAUAUUAAACCUUUUUAA